AUAUAUAUAUAUAUUAUUGUGUGUAUUUGUGUAUAUAUGUAUGUAUAUACGAGUGUGUAUAUAUACGUAUAUAUGUAUAUACAGUUGAAGUCAGAAGUUUACAUACACUUACACUACAUACACUCAACUCAGUUUUUCAGAAGUCCUGGCAUUUAAUCCUCGUAAAAAUUUUCUUUCUUAGGUCAGUUAGGAUCACCACUUUAUUUUAAGAAUGUGAAAUGUCAGAAUAAUAAUAGAGAGAAUGAUUUAUUUCAGCUUUUAUUUCUUUCAUCACAUUCCCAGUGGGUCAGAAGUUUACAUACACUCAAUUAGUAUUUGGUAUCAUUGCCUUUAAAUUGUUUAACUUGGGUCAAAUGUUUCGGGUAGCCUUCCACAAGCUUCCCACAAUAAGUUGGGUGAAUUUUGGCCCAUUCCUCCUGACAGAGCUGGUGUAACUGAGUCAGGUUUGUAGGCCUCCUUGCUCGCACACACUUUUUCAUUUCUGGCCACACAUUUUCUAUAAGAUUGAGGUCAGAGCUUUGUGAUGGCCACUCCAAUACCUUGAAUUUGUUGUCCUUAAGCUAUUUUGCCACAACUUUGGAAGUAUGCUUGGGGUCAUUGUCCAUUUGUAAGACCCAUUUGCGACCAAGCUUUAACUUCCUGACUGAUGUCUUGAGAUGUUGCUUCAAUAUAUCCACAUAAUUGUCCAUGUUCAUGAUGCCAUCUAUUUUGUAUGUAAACUUCUGACCCACUGGAAUUGUGAAACAGUGAAAUAAUCUGUCUGUAAACAAUUGUUGGAAAAAUUACUUGUGUUAUGCACAAAGUAGAUGUCCUAACCGACUUGCCAAAACUAUAGUUUGUUAACAAGAAAUUUGUGGAGUGGUUGAAAAACGAAUUUUAAUAACUCCAACCUAAGUGUAUGUAAACUUCCGACAUAACCUGAAAGGCCGCUCGGCAAGGAAGAAGCAACUGCUCCAAAACCGCCAUAAAAAAGCCAGACCACGGUUUGCAACUGCACAUGGGGACAAAGAUUGUACUUUUUGGAGAAAUGUUCUCUGGUCUGAUGAAACACAAAUAGAGCUGUUUGGGCAUAAUGACCAUUGUUAUGUUUGGAGGAAAAAGGGGGAGGCUUGUAAGCUGAAAAACACCAUCCCAACCGUGAAGCACGGGGGUGGCAGCAUCAUGUUGUGAGGGUGCUUUGCUGCAGGAGGGACUGGUGCACUUCACAAAAUAGAAAAUUAUGUGGAUAUAUUGAAGCAACAUGAAGACAUCAGUCAGGAAGUUCAGGGUCCUGUUGGUUCCAGACUUGGUGACUUUUUUUGGUCUUUGACCAUUUGUAUUGCCUUCCUCUGACACUGCCUGGUAUAGAGUUCCUGAAUGGCAGAGAGCUCGGCCCCAGUGUGUAUUUGACAGUCUAGUAUCUUGAAAGUUCUGUAAUACAGCUAUGACAUUCAUUUUUCAGGCAAUUUCCACGUGAAGAAUUACGUUUCGGUCUGACUAUUGAAAAUGAAGAGGAGGAUUCAAAGAUCUGAGCAGGAAUAUUCAAUAGACUGUUGUGCACUUUGUAAACUCAAUGAAAAUUGUCCGGACAAAUAUGGCGAGAAGAUCACACUUAAGUCACAUGAACUCACUGUGCACUACUUUUGCCUGCUGAUGUCAAGUGGAGUGUAUCAGCGUGGCAAGGAAAAUGAAGGCAUCUAUGGCUUCUUGGUGGAUGAUAUUAAACAGGAGGUCAGCAGAUCCUACAGACUAAAGUGUGCAGUCUGCAAGAAGAACGGUGCCUCAGUUGGGUGCUACAUCAAAAGCUGCCGGAAGAUGGUCCAUUUUCCAUGUGGCAAACAACACCAAUUCAUCUUUCAAUUCACAGACCCAUUUCCCUCCUACUGCAAGGAUCACAGUCCCACCCAGUCGUUGCCAGUCUCGUCCUGUGUCAGUGAGCCCCUGUCUUGCUCAGUGUGUCUGGACCCCAUAGAGGCCGUUCUCUCCUACUCCGUCCUCAAGUGUCCUGCCUGCCAUGGCAGCUGGUUUCACAGAGACUGUGUACAGAACCAGGCUCACAGUGCUGCCAUGUUCUUCUUCAGAUGCACUCUGUGCAACAACAAGGACAUGUUCCAGCAGGAGAUGCUCCGGAUGGGAAUCCACAUACCAGAGAGAGAUGCAGCCUGGGAGCUGGAAGAAAAUGCCUAUGGAGAGUUACUGCAGGUGUACCAACACUGUGAUGCCAACAAAUGUCUCUCCCGCAGUGGUCGGACAACCUCUUCACGCACUGGAUUGUUUCAAAUAUUGCGUUGCAUGCUCUGUGGCUCAAGAGGUACCCACCGAAAGUGUGCUUCCCUCAACGCUUUUGAGACUGACUGGGCUUGUGAGGACUGUGCGGCAGCUGUAGAUACAACAGCUUCACUACCCAGACACACUGACUCUCCACAGCCCGCUGGGCAGAGAAGAAGCAGGUCUUCUAAAAGGAGUCUUAUCCUGACCCCUCGCCAAUCACCCAUAGUCUGUAAAAGGCCAUCGUUGUCGGGAAGCUCUGCUAAAGAGAUCCUACAGGAGCUUGCCAGUCAGAUAUCACAGCACCACCCGUCUAUGCCAGUGGUGGUGAGUGGGAACAAGGUCCUGGAGGCUGCCAUGGAGCUAGUGAAGACGAGCGACUUCAAGCCGUCCCAUGCCCUGGCGGUGAGAUUUACAAGCAGCAAGCACAUUUCCAGCCCCGGCAACACCCGACGCUUCCUCAGCCUCCUGGUGCAGCAGCUGCAAAAUACCGUCUUUGAAGGUCCCGAUGGUGCCAAGAACCUGACCCUCAACGCACAAGCUCUGAGGGAGGAUGUCUACUUUGACGUAGGGUGUCUGCUGUCCCUGAGUCUGAUCCACGGGGGACCUCCUCUGGGCUUCUUCUCCAGGGCUCUAUACCAGCGCCUGUUCAACUUCCCCAGGGAUACUCCUCUCACUGUGGAGGACAUGGGCAACACUGGAUUCACAGACAAAGUCAAGAAGAUUCAGGAAUCUAGAUCCUUGGAAGAAUUGAGAGGGGCAAUGCAGUCAGCUUCAGAAUACCUGGAAGUGGCUGGGUGCAUGAGACCAGUUGACAGCCUUUCUGACAAAGACACACUUGUUGAAGAUAUUGUGAGCUUCCACCUAAUCACAAGAAUGCAGUUACCCUUCCAAAGGUUCUGUGAAGGUUUGAAAACCCUUGGUGUGUUUGACCAGGUCCAGAUGUUUCCGGGGGCCUUUGUUAGUCUGUUCUGUUCCUCUCCUGACAAGCUGACUGCUGAGACCAUGUCUGCCCUCUUCACUGUUAAGUUUUCAGAACAGGAAGAGACCACAGGGAAGGAGAGUGCUGUGGUCACCUUCUGGAGACACUACCUAGUGGAGUGUGAAGUUGGCAGAUGUGCAACAUCGCUAGAGGACGUGCUCAUCUAUGCCACAUCCGCUGAUGUGGUGCCAGCCAUAGGGUUCAGCCCCAACCCCACCGUAUCCUUCCUCAACCCCCUGGACCCUGCCGGGGCCUUUCCCAAGAGCCAACCCAGCUCUAACCACCUGGUGCUGCCUGUGGUGCCAUCCUACCAAGUCUUUAAGAAGAAUAUGGAGUAUGCAGUGUGCCAGCUCACAGUGAUGCAGGCCAUUUGAUCACAGACCGUCUUGUUCUAUAUGAACACAGCUUUAACAGACUAUUACUGAACUUGAGGGAUAUGUUUCAUUUGGAUUUUGGACUUCAAUUAAAAAGGGGUCACCUCAGACUUUUAUAGAAGAUUUAGGUAGGGUAUGUCCAUCAUGACAGAUAUUAAUUUUCCAUUAUAGGCUUCAGCUGUUGACUUUCAGAAACAAUUUCACACUACUUUAAUAAUUCAGACGGCUCAUGAUAGGUGCUAUGUUUGUUGCUUCAUUUGGGAUUCUUAGAUUUAUUUUAUGUUGUACAUAUUGAAGUGAAUCAAUGUUUUCUGUAAAGUUAAUUAUGCUACAGUUGAUGUUUUUGUGAUUGUUUUAGCUUCUUGUGUUGGCUUUUAUAUUUUUAGUAACUUUACUCAUGCCAAAUAAAAUGUUUGCAUGUUAUAUACUUGGGGUAAAAAUCUCAACCAUCACAACAGUAUUCAGAAUGUAUUGGGGCAUGCUGAAUCCACGUAUCACGCACGUAUCAUUUUGCAGUGAAAUAUCCUAGUGAGGGGUUUGGAAACCUAUUUGAAUCAAGCAGACCAGUGAUGUGAUAUUUAUAUAUACACACACAUAAAAUCCAAGAGUAAAGCGGGGCUACUCGUCAUCGAAAGUUGUGGUAGCAACGCCCACGGGUACAGUAGAUGGUGAUAUUUAGGAGAAUUAAAGAAGUGGUAUCCAAUUGGUAGUUACAGUCUUGUCUCAUCGCUGCAACUCCCAUACGGACUCCAAAACGCACCCGACUGCAGUGUGCAAUUCAGGGUCAGGCUCAAUCAAAUCAAAUGUAUUUAUAUAGCCCUUCUUACAUCAGCUGAUAUAUCAAAGUGCUGUACCGAAACCCAGCCUAAAACCCCCAAACAGCAAGUAAUGCAGGUGUAGAAGCAUGGUGUCUAGGAAAAACUCCCUAGAAAGGCCAAAACCUAGGAAGAAGCCUGGUUCCUCUCUAGGUUAUGAGGGUGGCCAGUCCUCUUCUGGCUGUGCCGGGUGGAGAUUAUAACAGAACAUGGCCAAGAUGUUCAAAUGUUCAUAAAUGACCAGCAUGGUCAAAUAAUAAUAAUCACAGUAGUUGUUGAGGGUGCAGCAAGUCAGCACCUCAGGAGUAAAUGUCAGUUGGCCUUUCAUAGCCGAUCAUUAAGAGUAUCUCUACCACUCCUGCGGUCUCUAGAGAGUUGAAAACGGCAGGUCUGGGACAGGUAGCACGUCCGGUGAACAGGUCAGGGUUCCAUAGCCGCAGGCAGAACAGUUGAAACUGGAGCAGCAGCACGGCCAGGUGGACUGGGGACAGCAAGGAGUCAUCAUGCCAGGUCGUCCUGAGGCAUGGUCCUAGGGCUCAGGUCCUCCGAGAGAGAAAGAAAAAGAGAGUUAGAGAGUGCAUACUUAAAUUCACACAGGACACCGGAUAAGAUAGGAGAAGUACUUCAGAUAUAACAAACUGACCCUAGCCCCCCGACACAAACUACUGCAGCAUAAAUACUGGAGGCUGAGACAGGAGGGGUCAGGAGACACUGGCCCCAUCCGAUGAUACCCCCGGACAGGGCCAAACAGGAAGGAUAUAACUUUGCCAAAGCACAGCCCCCACACCACUAGAGGGAUAUCUUCAACCACCAACUUACCAUCCUGAGACAUGGCCGAGUAUAGCCCACAAAGAUCUCCGCCACACACAACCCAAGGGGGGGGGGGGCGCCAACCCAGACAGGAAGAUCACGUCAGUGACUCAACCCACUUAAGUGACGCACCCCUCCUAGGGACGGCAUGAAAGAGCACCAGUAAGCCAGUGACUCAGCCCCUGUAAUAGGGUUAGAGGUAGAGAAUCCCAGUGGAGAGAGGGGAGACAGCAAGGGUGGUUCGUUCCUCCAGAGCCUUUCCGUUCACCUUCACACUCCUGGGCCAGACUACACUCAAUCAUAUGACCCACUGAAGAGAUGAGUCUUCAGUAAAGACUUAAAAGUUGAGACCGAGUCUGCGUCUCUCACAUGGGUAGGCAGACCAUUCCAUAAAAAUGGAGAUCUAUAGGAGAAAGCCCUGCCUCCAGCUGUUUGCUUAGAAAUUCUAGGGACAAUUAGGAGGCCUGCGUCUUGUGACCAUAGCGUACGUGUAGGUAUGUACGGCAGGACCAACUCGGAAAGAUAGGUAGGAGCAAGCCCAUGUAACGCUUUGUAGGUUAACAGUAAAACCUUGAAAUCAGCCCUUGCCUUAACAGGAAGCCAGUGUAGGGAGGCUAGCACUGGAGUAAUAUGAUCAAAUUGUUUGGUUCUAGUCAGGAUUCUAGCAGCCGUAUUUAGCACUAACUGAAGUUUAUUUAGUACUUUAUCCGGGUAGCUGGAAAGUAGAGCAUUGCAGUAGUCUAACCUAGAAGUAACAAAUGCAUGGAUUAUUUUUUCUGCGUCAUUUUUGGACAGAAAAUUUCUGAUUUUUGCAAUGUUACGUAGAUGGAAAAAAGCUGUCCUUGAAACAGUCUUGAUAUGUUCGUCAAAAGAGAGAUCAAGGUCCAGAGUAAUGCCGAAGUCCUUCACAGUUUUAUUUGAGACGACUUUACAACCAAGAUUAAUUGUCAGAUUUAACAGAAGAUCUCUUUGUUUCUUGGGACCUAGAACAAGCAUCUCUGUUUUGUCCGAGUUUAAAAGUAGAACGUUUUCAGCCAUCCACUUCCUUAUGUCUGAAACACAGGCUUCUAGCGAGGGCAAUUUUGGGGCUUCACCAUGUUUCAUUGAAAUGUACAGCUGUGUGUCAUCCGCAUAGCAGUGAAAGUUAACAUUAUGUUUUCGAAUGAACCCCAAGAGGUAAAAUAUAUAGUGAAAACAAUAGUGGUCCUAAAACGGAACCUUGAGGAACACCGAACUGUACAGUUGAUUUGUCAGAGGACAAACCAUUCACAGAGACAAACAUAUCUUUCCGACAGAUAAGAUCUAAACCAGGCCAGAACUUGUCCGUGUAGACCAAUUUGGGUUUCCAAUCUCUCCAAAAGAAUGUGGUGAUCGAUGGUAUCGAAGGCAGCACUAAGGUCUAGUAGCACGAGGACAGAUGCAGAGCCUCGUUCUGACGCCAUUAAAUGGUAAUUUACCACCUUCACAAGUGCAGUCUCAGUGCUAUGAUGGGGUCUAAAACCAGACUGAAGCAUUUCGUAUACAUUGUUUGUCUUCAGGAAGGCAGUGAGUUGCUGCGUAACAGCUUUUUCAAUUUUUUUUGAGAGGAAUGGAAGAUUCGAUAUAGGCCGAUAGUUUUUUAUAUUUUCUGGGUCAAGGUUUGGCUUUUUCAAGAGAGGCUUUAUUACUGCCACUUUUAGUGAGUUUGGUACACAUCCGGUGGAUAGAGAGCCGUUUAUUAUGUUCAACAUAGGAGGGCCAAGCACAUGAAGCAGCUCUUUAAGUAGUUUAGUUGGAAUAGGGUCCAGUAUGCAGCUUUAAAGUUUAGAGGCCAUGAUUAUUUUCAUCAUUGUGUCAAGAGAUAUACUACUAAAACACUUAAGUGUCUCUCUUGAUCCUAGGUCCUGGCAGAGUUGUGCAGACUCAGGACAGCUGAGCUUUGGAGGAAUAUGCAGAUUUAAAGAGGAGUCCGUAAUUUGCUUUCUAAUGAUCAUGAUCUUUUCCUCAAAGAAGUUCAUGAAUUUAUUACUGCUGAAGUGAAAGCCAUCCUCACUUGGGGAAUGCAGCUUUUUAGUUAGCUUUGCGACAGUAUACAUUUUUUGGAGGGGAUUGUUCUUAUUUUCCUCAGCAGUGAGGGCUCUUCGAUACUGCACGGUACUGUCUUUCCAAGCUAGUCGGAAGACUUCCAGUUUGGUGUGGCGCCAUUUCCGUUCCAAUUUUCUGGAAGCUUGCUUCAGAGCUCGGGUAUUUUCUGUAUACCAGGGAGCUAGUUUCUUAAGACAAAUGUUUUUAGGGGUGCAACUGCAGCUAGGGUAUUGUGGAAGGUUAAAUUGAGUUCCUCAGUUAGGUGGUUAACUGAUUUUUGUCCUCUGACGUCCUUGGGUAGGCAGAAGGAGUCUGGAAGGGCAUCAAGGAAUCUUUGUGUUGUCUGAGAAUUUAUAGCACGACUUUUGAUGGUCCUUGGUUGGGGUCUGAGCAGAUUAUUUGUUGCGAUUGCAAAUGUAAUAAAAUGGUGGUCCGAUAGUCCAGGAUUUUUAGGAAAAACAUUAAGAUCUACAACAUUUAUUCCAUGGGACAAAACUAGGUCCAGAUUAUCAAUGUGGGCAGUCAAAUGUUUGACCCCACCCACUUUUUUUCAUUCCCCCCCAUCUGAGGUUUGAGUCACACACGUUGAAUACAAACGUAUUUCAUUUUUGAAGAUCGUAAGAAAUAUUAAAGUGGUACCAGCAGAUGUGUUAACACUUUGUUUCAUACUAUAUUUGAUACAAGCUACUGAUAUGGUUGCUGUGAAAAGACUUAAUUCAUGUACUGUUAAAAUUGUGUUGAUAAAUGUUAUAAAUGUAAUUAUAUUUCAUUGAGCAUAUAUACUGUUACUACCUAUCCUGAUUUAUGCCAUUAACUUUCCAAAUGAGAAUGGAGACAGACACCGUUUUCACCGCCUUUUUCAAUCUUUCAACCUCUUCUUCAGACCUUAGUGAGUGAAUGACAUCCACUCAAUAUGAACAUAUAUUCAGGUCAGUCUGGCUACAGUGAAACAAGUGAUUUUAAGGAUGCAAAUUAUAAUUUUUUUAAAUAAUGUUCAAGACUUACAGCAUGGGAAAGUUCUGCAGGAGAACGAGGCACCACCGUCGCCUAAUUUUCUGCAUGUUUCCUUUGAAAAAGAAAAUCACAAUCAGAUGAGUAUCCCAAAAAAACAUCCACUAGUGAUGAGAAUUUCAUAAUCUAUACAUACCUCAGUGAAAUCCCACUGUGCUUCCAUUGCAAUGUACAGAGUGUACUGUAAGUUAAGAAAGAGUAGGUUGUUAAGUUUGAUAGUUAUGAUUCCUUCCAGGAAUAUAUUUCAGGAUGUAGAAGACAUUCACCCCCCCACCCCCCAAGAAGUCACAUCAGCAUCCAGCUCUGCAGGAGUGUGAUGUAUGAAUUGUGUAUGUAGUGUAAAAAAAUGUAGGAAAUAGGUCCCAAAAAUAAUAAACAAGAAAAAGUAUGAGCAAUAACAAUAGUGUGUUUUGCAAGCUGCAAGCACAGAAAUAAUAACUUUUCAUAUGUUGUAACAGAAAAUAUGACAUAUAAUAUACUGAAUAGCCAGCAUCUUACCAACAAAACAAACACCUCAACGUUUGUUUUAGAAACCGUCCUUUGGUAGGCCCUGUGGUGAGAACAAGGUACACUUUUCAAUAAAGGAAUGACAAAUGGUACACUUCAGUGGAAUAAUUUAAAGGAAUAUCUAACCUGAUCCAAGCUGUUUCUGUGAAAGUAAAGAAAAAAUACAAUUCAACAGCUUUUUAUACUUCAGCAUGCAUAACAGUUUGAACACAGUUGGAACUGAAUUAGCCCAAGUAUUUUUCACAACAUGUAUGGGUGUUUCUGCACCAGAAAAUGUAUUUGACUGCAAACACACCAUUUCUAACAUCAAUGCACUCACAUGCCUAAAACCUUUCCUUGAACAUAAUUUCAAAGCAAUGUGUAUGCUUUCUUCAUAAAUGUGCUUUGAAGUUUUUCUUAUUUGACUUUCCAUGCAGCUGGGACCAGCUGAUUUCAUGAUUGUAAACUCAGCAAAAAAAUAAAUGUCCCUUUUUCAGGACCCGGUCUUUAAAGAAUUCGUAAAAAUCCAAAUAACUUCACAGAUCUUCAUUGUAAAGGGUUUAUACACUGUUUCCCAUGCUUGUUCAAUGAACCAUAAACAAUUAAUGAACAUGCACCUGUGGAACGGUCAUUAAGACACUAACAGCUUACAGACGGUAGGCAAUUGUCACGCCCUGACCUUAGUUAUCUUUGUUUUCUUUAUUAUUUUGGUUAGGUCAGGGUGUGACGAGGGUGGUAUGUGUGUUUUGUCAUGUCUAGGUGUGUGUGUGUAAUCUAGGCAUUAUGUAGGUCUAUGGUGGCCUAGAUUGGUUCCCAAUCAGAGGCAGCUGUUUAUCGUUGUCUCUGAUUGGGGAUCCUAUUUAGGUUGCCAUUUUCCAGUUUGGUUUGUGGGUUAUUGUCUAUGUGAAGUUGCAUGUCUGCACUCAAAGUUUAUAGCGGUCGUGGUGUAUGUUGUUAGUUUGUUUAGUGUUCAGUCGUCUUCUAUUAAAAAUAUGUAUUCA
Molecule: messenger RNA, 9790 nt
Organism: Salvelinus fontinalis (brook trout)
Lineage: Eukaryota; Metazoa; Chordata; Actinopteri; Salmoniformes; Salmonidae
Gene: g2e3
Product: G2/M-phase specific E3 ubiquitin protein ligase
Exons: 14
Coding region: 1486-3603 (705 amino acids)
Cellular component (GO): nucleus
Molecular function (GO): ubiquitin-protein transferase activity
Source: RefSeq, a predicted model, not a curated record